This is a messenger RNA of Hibiscus syriacus, 726 nucleotides long. RefSeq lists its product as uncharacterized. Lineage: Eukaryota; Viridiplantae; Streptophyta; Magnoliopsida; Malvales; Malvaceae. The transcript has a single exon. The coding region runs from base 1 to 726 and encodes 241 amino acids. The record is from RefSeq and is a predicted model, not a curated record.
AUGUUGCAAGGAAAGAAUGCAAGUCGCGAAAAGUCUCCAAUUAUCGGUGCUAAUAUCGAAGACCAUGUGUAUCCCCCGGGUUUUGAACCACGGGUUGAUGGUGUAAAGCCUCUUAGUGUUGGUUCCUAUGAAGAACCCUUAUAUCAUCUCAACUGUACACCACUGCAUAUUAUAGCACAACAAACAACGACUGCUCGACCAAGAAAGAUACACAUAAACUUACUUGGCACCUUUGUAAACCCGCACCAUCUUGAAGAUGUCCCAGAUUUCAGCGAGGAGGGAAAGAAAGAGCAGACGAAACAACUAGUGGAAAAUUGGAAACAACUAAAAACUGAAAUAAGAGCUAUGAAAGAAGAUACUAGCAUGUAUGGGAUCAAUGCUAAGGAGCUAAGUCUGGUUCCUGAUUUAGUGCUGCCAUCCAAGUUCAAAGUUCUAGAUUUUGAAAAAUUUGAUGGCACGAGAUGUCUUUCUGCACACAUCACUAUGUUAUAUAGAAAAAUGAUCGGUUAUGUGGGGGAUGAUCAACCGCUAAUCCACUACUUUCAGGAGAGCCUGAUAGGAUCAAGCAUCCGUUGGUACAAUCGAUUGAGCAUGGCUCAUAUUAAAUCCUAUAAGGAUUUGGCUAAAGCUGGCCUAGAGCAUUAUAAACAUGUGAAGGAUGUAAGGCUUAAUCGAAUCAUGUUGCAGAGCAUGGGGAAGAAAUCUAAUGAAAGUUUCAGACAAUAA